AUUACUAGAGCUGCACAGCCCUUUCCUUCCGGAUACCUCUAGUUACCUAGAAGAGUGGGUUCGUGUGGAACCAAACGUUAUAAAAAAUCGAACAACUCUUCUUUUAAGUUAUCCGACUGCUAUUAUGAAUGCAAAAGUAGCGCAUACCCUGUGAAAUAUUUCUUAAACGUCGCUAUCGGCGCGAUCUACACUCCUUAGAUCUAGCUGUGCGCCUGCCCACCGGGCGCAGGCUGACGCUUUAAACAGGGGUGGCGUACUCCCGUCUCGCUGUAGCAGUCCCUCAGAAGAUGGCGGCGUGUAGACGUGUUCAUCUUAUCUUACUGUUGAUGUCUUUCACGGCGUGUUUAUUCUCCACGGCGGAUCAACGGCAGCAGAACGGCAACGGGAACAGCCGCGGGAUUCUGCAGCCGCCGGUCGGCGGGAACCUGCCGGGGGUCUCGCAGUCCCGCCGGGCCGCCGGCUGGAAACUGGCUGAGGAGGAGGCCUGUCGAGAAGACAUGGCCCGGCUCUGUUCGAGAAACACCUGGAACAACAACCUGGCCGUCUUGGAGUGCCUGCAGGACAGGAAAGAUGAAUCGGAGAUCAGCGCUGCCUGCAACCAUCUUCUCUGGAACUACAAGCUGAAUCUGACAACAGACCCCAAGUUUGAGUCUGUGGCUGUGGAAGUAUGCAAGACCACCAUCCCUGAGAUCAAGGAAUGUGCAGAGGAGCCACGUGGGAAAGGCUACCUGGUGUCCUGCCUGGUGGAUCAUCGCAGCAACAUCUCGGAGUAUCAGUGCCACCAAUACAUCACCAAGAUGACCAGCAUAAUCUACAGCGACUACCGGCUGAUCUGCGGCUUUAUGGACAAGUGUCGCGAGGACAUCAAUGCCCUGCACUGUGGCAGCAUCAACACCGGGGAGAAGGAUCUCCACUCGCAAGGUGAGGUGAUCGCAUGCCUGGAGAAGGGCCUGGUCAGUGAGGUGGAGGAACCAAGCCAGCGACACCUCGUGAAGGACGACUGCAAGAAGGCCAUCUUGCGUGUGGCAGAGCUCUCCUCUGACGACUUCCACCUGGACCGCUACCUCUACUUCUCCUGCCGUGACGACCGUGAGCGCUUCUGCGACAACACCCUAGCUGGAGAAGGCAGGGUCUACAAAUGUCUCUUCAACCACAAGUUUGAGGAGGCCAUGACUGAAAAGUGCAGGGAUGCUCUCACCACCAGGCAGAAGCUCAUUGUCCAAGACUACAAGGUCAGCUACUCUCUGGCCAAGGCCUGCAAGUCAGACCUACGCAAGUACCGCUGCAAUGCAGACGCAAACCUGCCACGAGCCCGCGAAGCCCGUCUCUCCUACCUGCUUCUGUGUCUGGAGUCCGCCGUGCAUAGAGGCCGCGUCGUGAGCGGCGAGUGCCAGGGUGAGAUGAUGGACUACCGCCGCAUGCUAAUGGAGGACUUCUCCCUAAGCCCCGAGAUCGUGCUCCAUUGCCGCAGUGAGAUCGAGACCCAAUGCUCUGGCCUGCACCGCAAGGGACGCACCCUGCACUGCCUGAUGCGGGUGGGCCGUGGCGACAAGGGCGUCGUGGAGGAAAUGUGCCAGCGUUCGCUUCAGAACCUGAUUCAGGAAGCAGACCCUGGGGCAGACUACCGUAUCGAUAGGGCCCUGAAUGAGGCCUGCGAGUCUGUCAUCCAGACAGCCUGCAAGCACAUCCGCAGCGGAGAUCCGAUGAUUCUCUCUUGUCUGAUGGAGCACCUCUACACUGAGAAGAUGGUGGAGGACUGUGAGCACAGGCUGUUGGAGCUCCAGUACUUUAUCUCACGUGAUUGGAAACUGGACCCCAUCCUGUACCGGAAGUGCCAGGGAGAUGCCGCUCGUCUGUGUCACACGCACGGCUGGAAUGAGACCAGCGAGGCCAUGCCGCCGGGGGCAGUCUUCUCCUGCCUAUACCGCCAUGCCUACCGCACGGAGGAACAAGGCAGACGGCCGGAUUCAGAGGCUUCCAAGUCUACCUUACUGUCCCGUGACUGCAAAGUGGAGGUGCAGAGGAUCCUGCACCAGAGGGCCCUCGAUGUCAAGCUGGACCCUGAACUACAGAAGCGCUGCAUGACCGAUCUGGGAAAAUGGUGCAGUGAGAAGACCGAGGCAGGGCAGGAGCUCGAGUGCCUUCAGGACCACCUUGAGGAGCUGGGCACGGACUGCAGAGACAUUGUGGGCAACCUGACAGAGCUGGAAUCAGAGGACAUCCAGAUUGAAGCCCUGCUUAUCCGAGCUUGUGAGCCUGUCAUCCAGUCCCAUUGCCAUGAGGUGGCUGACAACCAGAUUGACUCGGGUGACCUGAUGGAAUGCCUGGUGCUGAACAAGCACCAGAAGGAGAUGAAUGAGAAGUGCGCAGUGGGGGUCACUCACUUCCAGCUGCUACAAAUGAAGGACUUCCGCUUCUCCUACAAGUUCAAGAUGGCCUGCAAGGAGGAUGUGCUCAAGCUGUGUCCCAAUAUUAAGAAGAAGAUUGACGUAGUCAUCUGCUUGAGCACCACAGUGCGCAACGAUACUCUGCAGGAUGCCAAGGAGCAUCGUGUUGCCCUUAAGUGCCGUAAACAGCUGCGUGUAGAGGAGCUGGAGAUGUCGGAGGACAUCCGCCUGGAGCCAGAGUUGUAUGAAUCUUGCAAGCAGGACAUCUCAAGACUAUGCCCAAAUGUCGCCUUUGGCAACGCCCAGGUGAUUGAGUGCUUGAAGGAGAACAAGAAGCAGUUAACAUCGAUUUGCCACCAGAAGGUCUUCAAGCUGCAGGAGGUGGAGAUGAUGGACCCCGAGCGUGAUUACCAGCUCAUGAGAGUGUGCAAGCAGAUGAUCAAGCGAUUUUGUCCAGACUCUGAUGCCAAGAGCAUGCUUCAGUGCUUGAAGCAGAAUAAGAACAGCGAGCUCAUGGAUCCCAAGUGCAAGCAGAUGAUCACCAAACGACAGAUCACCCAGAACACGGACUUCAGACUGAACCCUGUGCUGCGCAAGGCAUGCAAGGCAGACAUCCCCAAAUUCUGCCAGUCCGUCCUGAACAAGGCCACUGAUGAUAGUGAGCUGGAGGGCCAAGUCAUCUCAUGCCUCAAACUCAAGUAUGCCGACCAGCGACUCUCUCCUGAUUGUGAGGACCAGAUCAGAGUCAUUCUGCAAGAGUCUGCCCUGGACUACAGGCUGGACCCACAACUGCAGAUGCACUGUACGGAUGAGAUCUCCCGGCUGUGUGCAGAGGAGGCAGCGGCCCAGGAGCAGACAGGACAGGUGGAGGAGUGUCUGAAGAUUAACCUGCUCAAGAUCAAACACGACCCCUGUAAGAAGGAGGUGCUGAACAUACUGAAGGAGAGCAAGGCAGAUAUCUUUGUGGACCCUGUCCUCCACACAGCCUGCGCCCUGGACAUCAAGCAUCACUGUGCUGCCAUCCCUCCAGGCCGAGGGCGCCAGAUGUCCUGUCUAAUGGAGGCCCUGGGAGAUAAAAGGGUUCGUUUGCAGCCCGAGUGCAAGAAGAGGCUCCAGGACCGAAUCGACAUGUGGAGCUACGCAGCCAAGGUGGCCCCCGCUGAGGGAUUCUCAGACCUGGCCGCACAGGUCCUCCUCUCGCCUUCUAAGAACUACAUCCUCGUUAUGAUGGCUCUGGCCGUGUGCCUGCUGUUCCUCGUGGGUCUGCUGUGCGGCCGCAUCACCAAACGUGUCACGCGUGAGCUGAAAGACAGGUAGAGGGAGGUGGGGGACCACCUCGAGUCAGCCGCUCGCUGAAGGCCCAACCUACCAUGCCCCCCCCCCCCCCCCCGCCCCACCUUUUCCGGAGUUCUCACAGCCUCCACCACAAAUCAAGGGGCAUGGGGGCGACACACAAGCUACACAUCACCUGUGCCAUCCGAGGGCCUCCAUAGGUUACCCCUGUGCCCCCCCCCCACCCCUUGCUACUGUAAGACUGCUCACAAAUGUGAUCAUCGGUUCGUCGCCGCCCAUAUCUCCUGGCCCUGCCGUGUAGCUGCCUCCUGUUCAUCUGUGUAUUUCCCACGCUCUCUAGCCAACAGACAGUAUAUAUGGGACAAGCAGUGAAUAAAAAUUGAUAGUUUUUUUUUUUUUUGGAUGAUUGGCUUGCAUGGGGUUCCUCCUUAUUUUGCGCCAAAAAUGUCAUAUUUUUGGAGGAUGGCAGGGCUUUCAAGUUCCGGAGGAGGGUUUUCUUUUUAUUAUCCUCCCCCCUCAAUGAAUAGCUUUUAGAUUUUUUUUUCUUUUAAAUUGCGUUAAGGUGGAGGUGUGUGUCUAUCUGUGUGUGCUGUUGACUGCCAGGAGACUGCCCAGUUUUAAUGUGACAGUUCUGGACUGAGCCAGUAGAGUUUGGCAGCACGAAACCUGCCCACAGACGGAAGCGUUCUGGGAUACUGCAGACGGCGCUUACCUGCUCUCUGUUUGGACAGAUUCGGCACAGAUGAGGUGUAUGCUGGCUGUAAAACGAAGCGGUCUGGAAGGAAAGGCUUGGCACAGUGAUCAUUGGCUCUGGGAACAUCAGGUGUGAUGAGGGGGUAGGGUUUCCUCCAGUGUUGUGGGGGUGGGGGCACUUUUUCCCUCAGCCUUUCGACUGCAGGUAAUUUUUUUUUUUUUUUUUUUUUUUCCUUGUUAGCUGUGUUUCUAAAUGUCAGAUGGAUUUUCAUCUUCAUUUUUUUUUCUUUGUGCUUGACUCUUUACUGAGUGACUUUAUUUUUUUUUCCCCCUGAAAUCUAACCUCUGGAAUCAUGAGCAGGCAGAGGUUGUUGGUGUUGGACUUCCCAGAGAUCAGCCAUUUUCUCCAUUAAUGGCAUACGGAAAUCGUACAUGAUUAUCUUUGCAGAAUGUCAUCAAUACAGUUUGCUGGGCGGCGGGGGGGGGGGGAACAAAUCAAGUGGAUAUGUACUCUUAUUUCUGAUUGCUAACAGAAUCAUUGCACACUUUUUUUUUUUUUUUCUUCAUAUGAAAGUAACUCUGGCCAUAGCCUUAUUUAUUUCUUACUAAUGAUUGGGAGAUUAGAUGUUCCCAUGUUGCCUUUAAGCUACUUUUUUUUUUUUUUUUUUUUUUUUUUGAAAAAAAAACCUUCUGCCUGUCAAUGUCCUGUUUUACUGCUAAAUAGGGUUUGCGAAGGGGUCACACGCUAUGAUGUGGAACAUUUAGAAAACUGCCGGCUGCUCUGGUUUGAGCAGUUUCGUAGUCCUUCCUGAGAGAUCCUACUUGUCUUUAACCAUCAGCGAGCAAACACCUUGACGACUUGGGACACAUUUCGGUUGAGUGGUAACAGGAUUCUGUAACCUUGGCAUGAAGCUCUGGGCUCUCCUGGAUCAGGGCUGGUUUCUCCAGUAGAAUACGGUGAUGCCAGAGCAUGUCUGUUCCUGCCUGCAUCUCGGAACUGCUCCUUCUGCUUUGGAUGACCAGUGUGCUGUACAGUAACAUUUUUGUAUGUCACAUCCUGUGUAGAAUGUGAACCUCCGCCCCCCCCCCCCCCCCCCCCCCCCCCAUGGUCACUGCUCUUAUCUAUUUGAUCGCUACCCCUCCCCUAUCCCUAUGACAUCUUAUGCUCAAUGAUCCUAAUGGGAAUUUGGAUGUACACAAUUCCUUUUGCAUUCCCAUGACGGUACUGGAAAUCUGUCCUUGUAAGCCUACCUGAGCAAUUGUAUCACUUGGGCCUCACCACCACUGAAGUGUAUAUUUGACUGUUACUUGGACUGGCCCCUCCUAAUCCAUGCUGUGCAAGCCUUACAUGGUGAUCUACAGGUUUUUUUUGGGGGGAGAUUUGGGCUUUUCUAUAUAAAGUGAAUUUGGGUGUGAUGAUACAUGCUCCAGUUGUACUUUGUGAAAUAACUGGAAUCUAUCAAUAAACAAUGGAAAGAUUGCCAGUGUACGCAAGUGCACAGAGGCAUUGUUUUGCUGAGUUGUAUGUGUGAAGGGUCCCGUUAUAUUUAGGGGAAAUAAUGUCUAGGGUUCUAUGAGAAUUUAAGGCUUGCAAAAGGGGGCUUCUUCAAACCGCAAAGGCGCCUGUGAUCCAGCGGAGCUGUGCUUUGGGAAGCAUUAACUGUCUGGUUUGCAUUAAUUGUAGCUUGUAAAGCUGCUUUAUAGCUAUGAAGUCUCUACCUGCUUCUAGGUGGGCAGGGAACGAAGGUCCCUCCUCCUGGGGGGGAGGGGUGCUUGAUGUACGUUCAUUCAGGAAGUCUUGUACUUGUUCUGUACCUAAUCAGUGGCACAAUACCAUUCAGGAGGCCCUUACCAAAAAAAAUACCCUCUGCACUCCAUCCAAAGGUGACGAAGACGUUUUGUCUUGCUGACCAGCUAGAAAGCAUUGAACCACCCCCCCCCCAGUUCUCCUGCCCACUCCCUCCUGGUCCUUUUGGUUUCCGGAUGCUGGCACACAGACUGAGUUUUCCUUCCCUGUUGCAUGUAAUGAUGGGUCUCUAGUCUCAUCCUACAUGCUCCUGUUCAAUAGGGAGGAGUGCAGAUUCUGUGGGCUGUGCCCCCUCCCACCCCAAGCUAUAACUGGGGGGUGUGUGUAAUUGUUCCAGAGGGGAGAGGACAACAUGACACCAGGAGCCAAAGUGGAAAAUCACUACUGACCAGUUUGCCCCCUCUACUCGUUGUACAGACAGCUUCCAAUUCCAUCGUCCUUCUACAAAUCAGUAGUUACUGUCUUUGUCCGUUUUAAAGUGAGACUUCCUCAAGUUAAAUUUGAAAUUAUUAUAAUGAAGAUGAUGAUGAUGAUGAUGAUGAUGAUGAACAGUUUUGUAAUUUUUUUUUUUUGUGUACAGUCAUGGAUGUGCUAUUCUUUGCUCUCCAAUUAUACCAUGUAUUACUGAGAUGUAACAGAUUAACAUUGUGCAUUUUUGUUUCUUAAACAUUUUUUGGUUUUGUUCUGUACAGAUAAUUGAACAAUUUAUUAAUAAAAAUGGUCUGCAGGUUUUCAUA
Molecule: messenger RNA, 6917 nt
Organism: Brienomyrus brachyistius
Lineage: Eukaryota; Metazoa; Chordata; Actinopteri; Osteoglossiformes; Mormyridae
Gene: glg1b
Product: golgi glycoprotein 1b
Exons: 27
Coding region: 288-3704 (1138 amino acids)
Cellular component (GO): Golgi membrane
Molecular function (GO): fibroblast growth factor binding
Source: RefSeq, a predicted model, not a curated record